Phragmites australis (common reed) is the source of this 395-nucleotide messenger RNA. RefSeq lists its product as uncharacterized. NCBI's taxonomy places the organism in Eukaryota, Viridiplantae, Streptophyta, Magnoliopsida, Poales, Poaceae. The transcript has a single exon. The coding region runs from base 99 to 395 and encodes 98 amino acids. The record is from RefSeq and is a predicted model, not a curated record.
CAUAAAUAGACCACCCCAUUUCUCACUCACACUAACCACAGCUCCACCUCCACUUGCUCCUGAUCAAGCUUUCUCUCGGCCGCACCUCGCCAGCCAUCAUGGAGGCAGUAGAGUGCGCUAAGUGCGAGUGCUGCGAGCUGCGGGAGGACUGCACCCGGGACUACAUCCUCGGCGUGCGGGCGGCCUUCGGCGGGCGGUGGCUCUGCGGGCUCUGCUCGGAGGCGGUGCGGGACGAGGCGGCCAGGGUGAGGACGAAGAGAGGCGGUGGCGCAGCCGCAGCAGGGCUGGAGGAAGCUGUCAAGGACCACAUGGCCUUCUGCGGCAAGUGCAGGAGGAACCCCGCGUUCCGGGUGGCCGACGGCAUGCGGCAGAUGCUGCGGAGGCGGUCCAACUGA